This is a messenger RNA of Linum trigynum, 1050 nucleotides long. NCBI's taxonomy places the organism in Eukaryota, Viridiplantae, Streptophyta, Magnoliopsida, Malpighiales, Linaceae. The record is from the annotation of a GenBank genome assembly.
CGUAACAUUAGCUUAGAGACAAAGUAAAAUACCCGUACGUAUUUUAUACGUAACUUUCCUGUACCGUAUUUUACUAACUAUCCCCGCGUAGCUUCGCCCACCCAUUCCUUGUCGAAAGAGGUCGCCUUCUCGCCGCUGUGGAAGGAAUCAAUGGAAGCAAUUUCACCAGAUGCAAGGUCACAACGUCGUUGCCGCCCCUUCUUCAUCCUCCAGAUCGAUCAUCGGUCGUCGUCGCCAUCCCCUGCAUUGCCUUGCACGUUUCAUCCUCACCUCCCUGCCUGCUUCCUUGCUGUUGUCCCCUCCCAUUUACCUCGCCGGCACCCCUCGUCGGAGCCAAUUGCUAGCUCACCAUCGCCUUGUCUCAAAUAAUGGUGAGAUUUGAUAGAGAGAUUCAACGGCGAGGGUCGUGGUGGCGACUGGCGACAAACGAGAACUUUGGCCGACGACCUCUAUCUCUCCUUUAUUGUCAAAGCAAGAUCCAGAACAGUGGAAGCAUAUCCUUCUUUCAGGCCUUCUUCCUCUUCCUCCUGUGUUCCUCUAUCUCUCUUUGGCAAUAGAGGCAAAAGUAGAUACUACUCUGUAGUCCACAGCCCGAUUCGGCGGCGAGAUUCGGCAGUCGGAUCCAGAAAUCUAGCCAGGUCCACCCCCUACGUCGGUCUUUAGCUAACCGCGACACCGACCCGAAACCGUCGACGACGAUUUUCGGCUAACCAACAAGGCAAUCGGUGGAGGUUGAGGUUUUUGGGUGAUUGUCGGAUGCGGUUACCAGCGUUUGCGGUUCUGUUAAAACCGAAACCGCACCGCUAACAGCCCUAUACACAUGUUUCUCCAUCACCGUUGUUGUCAAAGACAGUUAACAUAUUCACCACCAUUGGCAACGAUGGUAGCAAGGCUUCUUUUUCUCUGCUCCCUCACUCACUCUCUUAACCAGUGGGGUCAGGACCAUUUGGUGCAGAAAAUGAACUAGCAUGCACACCUCAUUGAUUUAUCUAUCAUAUUCCAUUAGGUUUGAGUAGGUUUGCUUGGGGACAAGAAAACGCCUAAGUGUGG